GACUUUUGCAUUUAACCAUUUAACAUGUUCUUGGAGUCCACUUCGAACAAUUAGAUAAGGUUUAGAUCUAUACAAGAUCUAUACAAGAUCUAGACAAGAUCUAGACAAGAUCUAUACAAGACCUAUACAAGAUCUAUACAAGAUCUAUACAAGAUCUAUACAAGAUCUAGACAAGAUCUAGCCAAGAAGAUCUAGACAAUAUCUAGCCAAGAUCUAGACAAGAUCUAGCCAAGAUCUAGACAAGAUCUAGACAAGAUCUAUAAAAGAACUAUUCAAGAUCUAUACAAGAACUAUUCAAGAUCUAUGCAAGAUCUAUACAAGAUCUAUAUACAAGAUCUAUACAAGACCUAUACAAGAUCUAUACAAGAUCUAUACAAGAUCUAGACAAGAUCUAGCCAAGAUCUAGACAAGAUCUAGCCAAGAUCUAGACAAGAUCUAGACAAGAUCUAGACAAGAUCUAGACAAGAUCUAUAAAAGAACUGUUUAAGAUCUAGACAAGAUCUAUAAAAGAACUAUUCAAGAUCUAUGCAAGAUCUAGACAAGAUAUUGACAAGAUGAUUCUCAGUUAUUAUUCUCUACAGUCUUCAAUCACCAGUAUUAUUGUCAGCUGUCUCAUAAUUAUUUCAUUAGGUACAAUUUACAAUUCAAACAGAUCUAAAUGCUGUCAGCCUAAUUGUGCAUCUCAUCAGCUUCUUUGCUCCGCCCCAAUUACACCUGUCUCCUCCUUAGUUCCUCUUCCGGCGGAGUGGGUUGACAAGAGAUUGGAUGAGGUUGAAAAAAGCUGGGCGGAUAGGUUGGGACCAGGCGGAGUUUAUACUCCUACACAUUGUUCACCUACAUCUAGGAUAGCAAUACUUAUACCAUACAGAAAUCGUACCAGUCAUCUUGCUCAUUUUCUAGAUAUUAUGCAUCCUUUUCUACAGAGACAGAACUUGCAGUACGUUGUUGUUGUCGUCAAUCAAACAGGAAAUGCGCCAUUUAUGCGCGGAUUGUUAUUCAAUGCUGGAUACAAAGAGAGCCUGGACCAUUUAAGUUUUAAACCUGACUGUAUUAUCCUUCAUGAUGUUGAUCAUCUACCAGAACGAGAAGGAAUGGUUUAUUACUGCUCGCAACACGGUGUCACGCAUCUAUCCCACGCUGUUGACAGAUUUGAUUACAAUCUGUUCAUGACAGAGUACACAGGAGGAGUAUCCGGUAUGACCCGACUCCAGUAUGAGAGUAUAAACGGUUUCUCCAACAUGUAUCUGGGAUGGGGGUGCGAGGAUGAGGAUUUGUAUAUUAGGAUCAAGAACCAAGAUCUUACUCUGAUUAGAAUUCCGACUGAACUAUCCCGAUAUACAACUAUGCCUCAUGUACCAAACUAUCCAAACUGGUUUUGGGAUCAGACUAUUUCUGGUUUGGACCGGAAAAGAUAUCCCAACCUUCAGGAGAUUGUGGAUACUGAUGGAGCUAACACAGAUAGGUACGAUUACAACAAAUACCUGCAGGCUGCAGCACCAGAUAGAAUAGAUGAAGAGGGAUUGAAUAACGUCAGGAACUUUUACACCCAGGAGGGGGUUAUUUUUCACAAUAGUUUUACAGAAAUACAGAUUUCGCCAGCUCUGGAUAAAAUCCAUGCCUCUGGUCUUCAUUAUAUUGCGGAGUACGAAGCAAAACUUGAUAAAGAACUAAAAGAAGAAGAAGAAAAAGUUUCCUAGACUGCCUAGAGCUAUUAUCUAGAGAACUGGGGGUUAUAAAGAACUGGGGAUUAUAAAAAACUGGGGAUUAUAAAGAACUGGGGGUUAUAAAAAACUGGGGGUUAUAAAGAACUGGGGAUUAUAAAAAACUGGGGAUUAUAAAGAACUGGGGAUUAUAAAGAACUGGGGGUUAUAAAGAACGGGGGGUUAUAAAGAACUGGGGGUUUAAAGAACUGGGGGUUAUAAAGAACGGGGGGUUAUAAAGAACUGAGGGUUAUAAAGAACUGGGGGUUAUGAAGAAAGAUUAAAUUUGAAGCUUGUUUGGUGUAGCAAAAUGUGAUAUAAUAUUUAUGUAAACAUUUCUCCAUAUUUUUUCAGCUAGCAAUAAUUAUUUUUCCAAUAGCCAAA
Messenger RNA from Eurytemora carolleeae, 2084 nucleotides. RefSeq names its product beta-1,4-galactosyltransferase 3. The record is from RefSeq and is a predicted model, not a curated record. Gene Ontology annotation, biological process: carbohydrate metabolic process. Lineage: Eukaryota; Metazoa; Arthropoda; Copepoda; Calanoida; Temoridae. The coding region runs from base 555 to 1697 and encodes 380 amino acids. Gene Ontology annotation, molecular function: glycosyltransferase activity. The transcript has 14 exons.